CACUGGUGACUGUGUUCAUGUUGAUUUCAGUUGCCUGUUUGAUAAAGGUUUGCAGUUGGAGAAGCCUGAGCUGGUGCCUUUUAGGUUGACCCAGAACAUGAUUGACGGCUUGGGGAUCACUGGUUAUGAGGGUAUCUUCCUGAAGGCUUGUGAAAUCACACUUCAAGUGCUGAGAACUCACAGGGAGACUUUGAUGAGUGUUCUUGAAACGUUCAUUCAUGAUCCUCUCGUUGAGUGGACUAAAUCCCACAAAUUCAGUGGGGUAGAAGUUCAGAACCCACAUGCACAGCGAGCCAUCAGUAAUAUUCAGGCAAGGUUGCAAGGGGUCGAGGUUGGGGUUGGGGCAGCACCAUCUUUACCUUUAGGUGUAGAAGGUCAGGCUCGUCACUUAAUUGCUGAAGCAGUCUCGCACAGAAAUCUUGGCAAGAUGUAUAUAUGGUGGAUGCCAUGGUUUUGAGAGCUGCUGAGAUUUGUUAGGUACGGUAUUCUCAAUUCUGGCUCAUUGUUCAUUCUUCAACUCUUGUUGUUUCUGGUGUACAAAUUUUUGAUAGAGCUGGAACCCUAGAAAUGUAAAGAAAACGAGUUCUUUACCUACGUGUAAAGCAUUAUCAAAUAUAUAAAU
Messenger RNA from Pistacia vera, 622 nucleotides. Its product is annotated as serine/threonine-protein kinase ATR-like. The record is from RefSeq and is a predicted model, not a curated record. Lineage: Eukaryota; Viridiplantae; Streptophyta; Magnoliopsida; Sapindales; Anacardiaceae. Gene Ontology annotation, cellular component: nucleus. Gene Ontology annotation, biological process: DNA damage checkpoint signaling; protein phosphorylation; telomere maintenance. The coding region runs from base 98 to 457 and encodes 119 amino acids. The transcript has 3 exons. Gene Ontology annotation, molecular function: protein binding; protein serine/threonine kinase activity.